Messenger RNA from Didymosphaeria variabile, 1629 nucleotides. RefSeq lists its product as uncharacterized. The transcript has 4 exons. The record is from RefSeq and is a predicted model, not a curated record. NCBI's taxonomy places the organism in Eukaryota, Fungi, Ascomycota, Dothideomycetes, Pleosporales, Didymosphaeriaceae. Gene Ontology annotation, molecular function: zinc ion binding; DNA binding. Gene Ontology annotation, biological process: DNA-templated transcription. The coding region runs from base 1 to 1629 and encodes 542 amino acids.
AUGAAAAGGAAGAACGAAGAGAUGCAAGUCGAGCUGUCGAACUUGCGCCAGCUCUACGACCUUUUGCGGCUUCGUCCUGAGCAAGAGGCUCUGGCUAUUCUUCGAAAGAUCAGGACAGAUUCUCUGGAUGCCUCACAAGCUCAACAAACUCAUUCAUUAGUCGACUUUAUUCAACAAGGACAGUCUACGAGCGGACCGUCCGUUGUUACACAGACUUCUGAUCCUGCUCAUCCCUUGACCCUGCCAUCUAUACGCCUUGCCCUCGAUUCUCCGAGCUCCGAUCCUAAUAGCUUGCCUUUCACGAGCAUAUUUCCGAUAGGCUACGACGAGCCUACAAGCCAGCGAAGACGGCACGCUUCAGACACUGACGUCUCCGCUCGCACCAACGAGUUUCAGCGGAUAGUUUUGACCAACCCCAGUUCAGAUGCUUUUAAUUCAAUUCCACCGCCCACUUCGAUAGAUUCGCUUUUGCAUCCAGAUACCGACGCCUCUUUUGACCCUAGACUGGAAGGGCUCCCGAAGUGGACUCCAAUCACUAAGGAUGCACGGUUUCUGACUCAUCUUAUGAAUCUCUGGCACAAGUGGGAGUACAGCUACUAUCACUAUCUGGACUGGGAUAUCUUCCUCGAUGAUCUCUCGAGUGGUUGUACUGACUUUUGCUCUGAGCUUCUAGUCAAUGCAGUCUUAGCUUCCGCGAGUUUUCACUCAUCACUCGUAAGGAAUCGAUCGAAACCAUUUGGCGACAGCCUUAUAACCCGCUUCUACCGGGAAGCUCGGCGGUUGUGGGAGGCCGAAGAAGGCGUAGACAGUCUUACUCGAGUUCAAGCUGCCCUGGCUCUGUUCAUGGUAUUUGGCAAGCAUGGUCGAGACAGAGUUGGUUACAUGUUCCUCCAAGAGGCUUGUCGGCUCGCUAGAACGUUGGGUCUUUUCCGCCUACCGUCACCUGCGACUCAAAGGCCGCCACACAUCCAGCAAGAGAAAUGGGAUAGGGCUCGAGCCGUUACGGCGUGGGCGCUGUUCAAUUUCCAAUUAAUGCAAUACUACGUAUCGAUCAUCCGUUUGUUUCAGCCGUUUACCCACUAUGAGAGCUCGAACGAGCGGAUAAGUUCAUAUCGUGACCAAGCCCUUCUGCGAACAUCAACAGCGAACAAAGAGCUCCGCCAGCUCAUCGUCCUCCACGACAGUCUCCAUGGCUGGGCAGCCACGAUUACCAUCAUCCUGCAUCCACUUGUUAUAGCGGUAUUUGGAUCACUCGACGAGAUUGUUAGCCAGGAGAACCCCGAUUUUGUGUGGGAAACCAACGAAGCCUACAGAGGCCUUCUGACAUGUUUGCGUGGGCUGAGCGUCAUCACGACAUAUAACUUCUACUCGCAAUCCUUAUUUCGGCUCGUCACGCAAUCCUGCCAAUCCCUUGCAAUCCCGUUGCCUACAGAAAUAACGAGCGUCUUGGAUCGCUUCCAGAGCGACGAGUGGACCAAGACGGCGGCUAGCAUGGUAAGCAGCCAGUACAUUGCAGACAUGCGCAGGACAGUUUCGGGUAUGGAAAACGCUCGCAUGGAUACUAUCAUCUCACGCUGGGAUGCCCUCACCAUCAAAGAGGAUCCUGACAAGAGACAUGCCCACUCUUGA